GAGAAAAGUAUAAAAGAGAGAAGAAGGGAAGAAAAGAAAACCGCGUCCGCGUCGGAUCGAUAUCGGAGUCGGCAGGGUAUCGGGACUCGCUCGUCUUCGUGCUCUCCUCACGUGCUCCUCUAAUAGAAUAAUCCCCCCCUUUCCUAGCUUAAAUCCCGCCAAUAGAUCCCUUUCUUCCCCUCUACCCAUUCUAUUGGAAUCUUUAUAAAGGUCUCGUCUUUAUCCUUCGAUCGAUCGGUUUCUCGGUGUGGUCGAGCGAUCUGGGACUGAUUUGGAGAGAUGGAGAAGUACGAGCUGGUGAGAGACAUAGGGGUGGGGAAUUUCGCGGUGGCGAGGUUGAUGCGGAACAAGGAGACCGGAGAGCUCGUCGCCAUGAAGUAUAUCCCCCGAGGGCAGAAGAUCGAUGAGAAAGUGGCGAGGGAGAUCAUCAAUCACCGGUCUCUGCGGCAUCCUAAUAUAAUCCGGUUCAAAGAGGUCGUGCUGACUCCGACCCAUUUGGCGAUCGUGAUGGAGUACGCCGCCGGCGGGGAGCUCUUCGACCGGAUCUGCAACGCCGGGAGAUUCAGCGAAGACGAGGCGAGAUAUUUCUUCCAGCAACUCAUUUCCGGCGUCAGCUACUGCCAUUUCAUGCAAAUUUGCCACCGAGAUUUGAAGCUGGAGAACACUCUUCUCGACGGCAACCCGGCGCCCCGCCUCAAAAUCUGCGACUUUGGCUACUCCAAGUCAUCUGUGCUCCACUCGCGGCCCAAAUCGACCGUCGGAACGCCGGCGUACAUUGCCCCUGAAGUCCUCGCCCGCCGUGAAUAUGACGGCAAGCUGGCUGAUGUAUGGUCGUGUGGGGUAACCCUGUAUGUGAUGCUGGUGGGAGGCUACCCCUUUGAGGAUCCAGAUGACCCCAAGAAUUUUAAGAAGACCUUUCAGAGAAUAGUAUCCGUCCAGUACACAAUACCUGAAUUUGUGCAUAUAUCCCAGGAUUGCAGGCAACUCCUCUCUCGAAUCUUCGUUGCCAAUCCAGCCAGGAGGAUAACUAUUAGGGAGAUAAGAAAUCACCCGUGGUUCUUGAGGAACUUACCAAGGGAGUUAACAGAAGCAGGGCAGGCAGUUUACUACAAGAGGGAUAACAAUGCCCCCACCUACUCCCUUCAGAGCGUCGAGGAGAUCAUGAAGAUUGUUAAGGAGGCAAGGACCCCACCACCAUCUUUCACACCUGUUGGAUGGGCCGAGGAAGAUGAGCAGGAGGAAGGCAAGCAAGAGAACCAAGAGAAUGAAGAGAACGAAGAGGAGGAAGAAGAUGAGUAUGAUAAGAGGGUCAGGGAAGUCCAUGCCAGUGGAGGAAUAUCCAAUCAGUUGAUUGAGUAAUGGUGGAAAAGAAUUUGAUGCUUUCCUUGUCUUCCAAUGUCAAUCAUCGAUCCUUUUUAGGUUUUUUCCCAAGUUGAUUUUGUUGAAUAUUGUCUUCAGUACUUCAACCUUGUAAAAAUUUCAAUGCUGGUAUAUAUAUAUAUAUAUAUAUAUGUCAACCUUGUGAUGCAGCAUAAGAAUGCUAGAAAUUCACAGUGUUUCGGAGUUGAGAAAUUAAAUACAAGUGGGUCAAACUCUUCGGCCGAAGGAAGAGGUUACU
Messenger RNA from Elaeis guineensis (African oil palm), 1618 nucleotides. RefSeq names its product serine/threonine-protein kinase SAPK7. The record is from RefSeq and is a predicted model, not a curated record. NCBI's taxonomy places the organism in Eukaryota, Viridiplantae, Streptophyta, Magnoliopsida, Arecales, Arecaceae. Gene Ontology annotation, biological process: protein phosphorylation. Gene Ontology annotation, molecular function: ATP binding; protein serine/threonine kinase activity.